AUGGCCCAACUGAAGUAUACACCACCCAGGCAAUCAUCACCAACUAUCCACGUUCCACAACAGCUUCAGGACUGCGAGUUCAUUUUUGUCCGAAAUGACGCGGUAAAGAAACCACUAACACCAACAUACCAGGGUCCAUUCAAAGUCUUAAAACGCUCUGAGAAGCAUCUCACCAUUGAUCGAGGAAAAGGACGGACACCAUCUCCAUCGACAGAGUCAAACCAGCUUUUCUGGAAAAAUCCCCACGGGAGACAGAACCCGUCUCAACACACCCAGAACCCUCACCUGCCUCAACAACCACGCAAUCGCAGCCGUCAAAACCGAGGUCGGAGCCAAUCCCAGAAUCACCCAUCACUCCACCUAGGCAGACCCUCAAGUCGAUCAAGCCCAGCAGCUGACGGGACCCAGCAGCAGUUGUUCAAACAGUUUUCUUCAGGGCUAACUUCCCAAAGUCAUUCGAUCACCACUCUUCGAGACUUCACUCUUCGCUACUGCCUUCCCUCUGUGACGCCAGCGCUCCUGCAGCCUUCAGAUCACUCUUGCUGCUUCAAGCUCUCUCCUGCAGCCUUCAGAUCACUCUUGCAGCUUCCAGCUCUCUCCUGCAGCCUUCAGCUCAUUCCUGCACCUUCCAGCACUCCUGCAGCCUUCAGAUCACUCUUGCAGCAUCCGGCACUCCUGCAGCUUCCAGCUCGCUCCUGUAGCCUUCAGCUCACCCUUACGGCUUCCAGCACUCCUACCGCUUCCAGCUCACUCCUGCAGUUUACAGCUCACCCCUACGGCGCUUUACUGACGUCCCGCGUCCUCUUCCAGUGCCCACUGACGUCUAGCACCCGUUAUCGUCCGGACACUGUUCAAACGACCUCUGUCUUUUUUUACCAUCCACCGUUUGCAAAUAAAGACACGAUUUCCAUCGUCUACAACGGAUCGUCUGCGUUUGUCAUCCUUCUUUGCUAUUGCCAUCUCCUUGCCCUUGUGUCCCCCUUUUAG
Acanthosepion pharaonis is the source of this 987-nucleotide messenger RNA. NCBI's taxonomy places the organism in Eukaryota, Metazoa, Mollusca, Cephalopoda, Sepiida, Sepiidae. The record is from the annotation of a GenBank genome assembly.